AUGAGUGCGCAGACAGAAAAGACGAUACCUGAUGGCGUCGAGCAACCAUACUCAACGCCCACUUUAGGCAACACUUCGGCGCCCAACGAACAUGAAACCGAAAAUGAACUCGCAAGAAAGCAAAUCAAUGGUGGCUUGGAUGCUUGGCUCAACGUUGUUGCAGGUUUCUGCAUUUUUGCCAACUCUUGGGGAAUAUUGACUACAUAUGGUGCUUUUCAAGAAUACUACCAGACAGUCCUCCUGCCAGAUCAAACGCCAUCAGCAAUCUCAUGGGUAGGAAGUAUUCAAGCCACCUUGAUUCCCAUGGUUGGCCUUGCCACAGGGCCAUUAGUUGAUGUUGGUUACUUGCGUCCUCUCAUCAUAGCGGGCAGUUUCCUGACUGUCUUCGGCUUGAUGAUGACGAGUCUCGCGACCUCCUACUAUCAGGUCUUACUCGCGCAAGGAUUCUGUGUUGGAAUGGGAGGCGGCAUCUCUUACAUCCCAGCCCUCGUUGUGAUCUCCACCAGCUUCACCACAAAGCGCCCGAUCGCAAUCGGCUGUGCGUCGAUUGGAUCUAGUGUUGGGGCUGUCAUUUUCCCCGUCAUGUUCCGCCAGCUCCAGACAAGGGUAGGCUUUGGGUGGGCGGUCCGCUCCAUUGGCUUUAUCAGCUUGUUUCUUGCCAUCAUUGCAUGUACCAUCCUGUGUCGGCAGCCGGGCCAACAGGCCCGCGCAAGAAGCCUUAUUGAUUGGAAGGCCUUCCGGGAGCCUUCGUUCAUGAUGUUUUCGCUGUCACUCACGUGUGUUAUGCUCGCCUACUAUGUUCCGAUAUUUUAUGUCGCUUCUUAUGCCCGAACGGUCGUCCAUACAACUACUAGCCUGGGGUUCUAUAUGGUUGCAAUUGUGAAUGGCUCGUCCGUUAUCGGUCGUAUCGUGCCAUACCUGCUUGUUGCAUACAUCAAGCCAAUUGGGAUUCUGAUAUUCGCCGUGGCUGCCUCGGCGAUUGCUAUGUUCACUUGGAUUGCCGCCACCAGUUCGGCCGGGUUCAUCGUUUGGGCAUGCUACUGGGGAGCUCUUAGCGGAGUUUUGGUGACCGCGCCUACUUCCAUUGUGGCACACCCGGUCUUCUGCCCUGAUUCCACAUUCCUGGGAACUCGUCUGGGUAUGAUGUGGGGAAUCUCAUCCUUUGGAGCUUUGGCUGGAACUCCAAUUGCAGGAUCUUUGGUAAAUCUAGAUGCAGCAGAGUUCCUGCAUGCGCAAAUCUUUGCGGGAUGUAUGAUGGUUGGAGCUGUGUUGCUGCAGGUUUGGCCAAUUUUCAGAGUGAUACGGUAUGAUCGGGAAAAUCCUCGCAAGAAGUAA
Molecule: messenger RNA, 1335 nt
Organism: Penicillium soppii
Lineage: Eukaryota; Fungi; Ascomycota; Eurotiomycetes; Eurotiales; Aspergillaceae
Exons: 2
Coding region: 1-1335 (444 amino acids)
Biological process (GO): transmembrane transport
Cellular component (GO): fungal-type vacuole membrane
Molecular function (GO): transmembrane transporter activity
Source: RefSeq, a predicted model, not a curated record